UUUGUCUUUAUGGCGUCAAAAAAGGUAUUUGAUCGGUGUUGUAAUCCUUUUGAGUUGGAAUCUCAUUUUAAAAAAAUUGGUUUACGUCCGGCGACUGAUAUUAUGAAAGUAACGUUAGGAUUAGAUGAUAAUUAUUUAUUAUGCAGUUCAUGUCGAAAAAAGCUUCAGAGUUAGUGAAGCAACAAACAAAUGCUCGUAAUGAUCCUAGUGCUGAUGUAAGUGACCGUGAAGACAACUAUAGUGACAAUAAUGACAACAAUGAUCAGGCUGAUAAUGAUAGUAAUACAACUGCCACGGAUCUCCCAUUAUCCUUAUCAUUCCGUUCCAUGUCAUUUGAUAGCGAACCCAAAGCAUCACAAUCAAGCUCAGGAUCCCAAGUUAGCGCUGCAACUCAAUUACCCGUAAUAAACCAUGCAUUAGAAUUGUUAAAUCAAUCACCGAUUCCAUCGAAGAAAUUGAAUGAUAAUCAAUUUUUGAACAAUAAAAUAAAUCGGGUAUCCGACAGCUUGAAAAAAGUUUUGCUUUCUUCUUCAGAUGAAGAAUCGAUUGAUGACGAUGGUGAAAAUUUUCGCUCUCUAAUUAAAAUGUUGUAUGAUAAAUUCAACGAUAAAGAAACUGAUGUCUUUGAAAAUACAAAUUUUAACAUUAUUACCUGUAAAAUGGAGUGA
Molecule: messenger RNA, 668 nt
Organism: Cotesia glomerata
Lineage: Eukaryota; Metazoa; Arthropoda; Insecta; Hymenoptera; Braconidae
Product: myosin heavy chain kinase C-like
Exons: 2
Coding region: 141-668 (175 amino acids)
Source: RefSeq, a predicted model, not a curated record